Messenger RNA from Zalophus californianus (California sea lion), 2488 nucleotides. RefSeq names its product centromere protein V-like protein 3. The record is from RefSeq and is a predicted model, not a curated record. Bases 19 to 804 code for a protein of 261 amino acids. Gene Ontology annotation, molecular function: carbon-sulfur lyase activity. The transcript has a single exon. NCBI's taxonomy places the organism in Eukaryota, Metazoa, Chordata, Mammalia, Carnivora, Otariidae.
UGGAAGGCGGCAGGCGCCAUGGGCAGAGUGAGGAACGGCGCCGGCACCCAGCCGCGGGGGCGGAAGCGGCCCGGGGAUCCCGCCGCCGCUUGCACAGCCAUCGCGGUGAUGGGCGCGCGGCGCCCCCCUUUCCAAGUCCGCGUGGGGAGCCACGCGGCGGGAAGGAAGCCGGUGGCGGCCAGGCGGGAUCCCGCAAGGUUGCGGCGGAAGCGCUGGUGGCGGCGGGCCCGGGAGGCAGGCUCCAAAGGGCCGCUGCGAUCCCCGAAGCCGCCGGCGCCCGCUGUGUCCCCCGGCGAGAUGGACCUGGGCGCGCAGCGGGAGCGCUGGGAGACGUUCAGGAAGCGGCGGGGCCUCAGCUGCGAGGGCGCCGCCAAGUUCCUGCUGGACACCUUCGAGUACCCAGGCCUGGUGUAUCACACGGGAGGCUGCCACUGCGGCGCGGUCCGCUUCGCCGUCUGGGCCCCCGCAGACCUGCGCGUGGUGGAUUGCAGCUGCAGGCUGUGCAGGAAGAAGCAGCACCGACACUUCCUGGUGCCGGCCUCGCGCUUCACUCUCCUGCUGGGCGCCGAGAGCAUCGUCACCUAUCGAUCCCACGCGCACCCGGCGCUGCACAGCUUCUGCAGCAGGUGCGGGGUGCAGAGUUUCCACGCCUCUGUCUCUGACCCCGGCGUGUAUGGCGUCGCCCCGCACUGCCUGGACGCCGGCACGGUGCGCAGUGUGGUCAUCGAGGAGGUCGACGGGGGCGACUGGGGGGAGGAGGCCGUGAAGGAGCCCAAGGCCAUCCAGCACGCGUCCCCCGAGUGAGCCCCUGCCUCUCCUCCCGAAGAGGAGCGGUGACUGGGGCCGAAACACGCCUGAAACAUGCCCGGUUCCCCCCUCCAUCCCCACCCCUCCCCUCGAGGAUUGCUGUAUGAAAGAGGUCGGUUUCUGGACUGGUGAACCCGUGAUGUCUCUCCAGCCCCCCACCCCUUCCCUUUCAGUGUUUUGUGACGGACUUGGACUUGCUUAUGAUUAAAAAACUGAGCACACAUUUGUCUGUCCACAGCCCGAAUCUUCCAAUCCAAUAAGUAGCGUCUCUACUUUUUCAAGUCGCCUUGUGUAACACUCCCUUGUAUUCUUUAUUCUUCAUAGAGUUCUCAUAGGUCAUUUUCAGAUCAUUCAUACGUACUGUACCGUUAUGGUGCUAUUGUGAACAAGAUUGUUUUUAACGGCCGCACCUGGUAUGUAGGACCACUCACUAUAUCCAAACACUUCUGUGAACACUUAUUAGGACGCUUCCUAUUGAUUAUCUGUGUGCAUGUGUGUGUGUUAGGUUAAGCACUCACGUUUUCGCUACUUAGAGAUAUGCAUUGGUUUCAGCCACAUUGCUUAUUUAAUGUGUUUUUGUAUAAUAUGUUUAAGGCUCAUUAGUGUGACAUACCUCAUUGCACUUACGUUUUCAAAUGCCAUUUUGCUUGGUUUUGUUUUAGAAACUGCCUGUGGGUAGGGUGAUGGGGGGACAGAAGAAUGAGAAAGAUGUCUGUGCACUGUAUGUACGCCUUCUUUGAUGUUUUGAAAUUCCUAUCUUGAACAUGUGUUAAGUAUUCAGAUAAAAAGUGUUCCAGAAAUAAAUACUUAGUAACUAGAAAACUAUGCAUUUCUAUGUUGUACAUUAUAAAUCAGCAUCAAUUUAUAUGUAAUUUCUUGAUACCUGAGAUUUUUAUCAAACAAUAGGUGUCUUUUCCAAUCAAAUGAUAUGUAUAAAGACCAUCAUUUAAUAGCUUCGUAGAAUUAAAAAAUGUGGAUCUUCCAUAACCUAUUUAACCAACCUCUUCUCAUGGAUAGUUGCCUUUUUUCCCAGCUUUUCACUAUAAUGGUAAUAUUUUGAAGGAGAAAAGUAUGAAUAAAGACUCUCAGUGUUCUCUCCCUUGGAUAAAAGGGCCUGGAACUCUUUCCAUCUCUUUUUCUUGCUGUCUGUCUCUCUUCUGUACAUAUAUUUCAUUAGAUGUGCAUACAGUAUACAUUGAAUUAACGACAUAUCUAUCAAUAACUUAAAAAUGAACUAAAUAGGUAUGUGUUUCCAUGUAUUGCAAAUAACACGACAGCCAUCACACAGAGACGCUAUCAUCCUUCAAUCCUUACCUCUCAUUUUCCAUCAUCCCCCCCACCCCAUCCUAGAGGAAGGAAAUUUAUGACUUGGUUUCCCUAACAUGACCCUCUACUCCUCAAGCUUCCUCCUUUAUUAUUUGGAAUAGCUUGGCCUAUCCCUUUACCAUCUAGAGGUUGGGUUGAGGUAGAAAAGGCAGAGAGAGAGGGAGAGAACAUGAACAUGCACAUAUGCCCCUACGAGAUUCAGUCAUCCUGGUGGUCAGAAAAGACCAAAUUACACCUAGAGUUACACCUCUAUGACAUUCCAUGGUCCAUUGCAUGGAUGGGAUCCAGAGAGAAAUAAAAGAAGAUGGCUCAAGACUUCAUGCUUCUACCACGUCAGUGUUUCUGUACCAAUAAA